CAUCUCUAUCUCUGUAAUCUCUAGUUAUUGUCUUCUGUUUCUGCAUUAACAUAUGUGCUUUAUUUUUAUUUUAUUUUUUGGUCCAACAAUAUAUAUGCUUUAUAUAUGAACAUGGAUUUCAUAUUUUUUGUAGCUUAAUAGCCGGCGGUUAGUUACAUAAGCUCGUGAGAUAUAUAAGCUUGUAAUAAAUGCACCCAAAUGUUUAGAGAUUUACGUCCUGCUUAAUUGGAAAGAAUUUUCUUUGUCUAGGGUUUUGAAGAUUGGUCCCCCAGCUGGGUAAUAUCUUUUAUUAUUUAAAGCUGAGCAUAUAUAACAAUAUUAUUGCAAUCAUGUAUGCUGAAUUAAGUAAAAUCAUGACUUAAGUAAAUGGUCAUUUUGAAUAAUGAUAUGCAGCUAGGUAUCAAUCUUACGUACUUGAUAAGAUGGGGAGGUGGAAAGGACGAGAAACAUGAGACAACUGAGAAAGCACUAUUUUCAUAUGGUGGUGUGUAUGGAUCAUACCCUCCCCAAGGAUAUGGAUAUCCCCCGCAAGCACAUCAUGCAUUCCCUUCUUCUGGCGGGUAUCCUCCACCUGCCUAUCCUUCUUAUGUGGGAUAUCCACCAACCUCCUAUCCACCAACUGGUUAUCCAGUGCAUGGAGCUGCUGGCAUGGGAAUGGGAGGGAUGUUAUCUGGGGGUGCUGUCGCAGCUGUUCCUGCGUAUGAGGCUGACCAUCUUGUGUAUGAGGGUGGGGGCAACCAUAACUAUGGCGCUUACCAUGGAUAUGGUGGUUGCCGUGGCUAUGGGGGUGCCCCCGGCUAUAUUGGCAAGCCCUUUGAGGGCUAAUUCAACAAAUGGAAGUAAAAAUAUGAUAUGGUAGAUCUGCCGAUCUAAGGCAAAUUUCAUGGUCCCUGGACCCUGCAUCAAGAUCCAAUACUAGUCUAAGAUAAUCUACUUACGCCCUUUCUAAUAAUUACUCUAAAAAUAAAUACAGACUCAUUUGUAUUUUACAUUGUAUUUAUAUACAUAAAAAUAAAUAAAGGGCGUAU
This is a messenger RNA of Malus domestica (apple), 1028 nucleotides long. NCBI's taxonomy places the organism in Eukaryota, Viridiplantae, Streptophyta, Magnoliopsida, Rosales, Rosaceae. The record is from RefSeq and is a predicted model, not a curated record.